AUUUAUGCCGAUGUUUUUAAAUCGAAGGUCUUCUAUCCCAGCUCGAAUUCAAACCCCCAGUACGCCCUGUAGUUUCCCACCGUGCACAGACCCUCGAAGUCCUAGAACAAGGUAUAUCUAACCUAGACUACUAUCUGUCGACCUUCAAGCUUCAAGUUGCCUUUCAACGACCGUCACCUCAUCGUUGGCUUGUCAUAGGUUGCAAUACAUAUAUAUAUAUAUAUGCAUGGAGCCUGAAACGGAUUACUAUCAGAUUGGGGGCUUCCGAGCUCACUCUGAAGAAUGGUUCCAGAUGUACGAUGACAAACCAACAAUAGAUGCUAUCAUGAAUUACGAAGGUCGCGAACUCAGGCCUGGAGGUCCUGGCGCGCCUAUCGAGUUGGUCUUAGGAAUUCUGCAUAAUGGUGCUUCAUACGUCCUCAUGACAUCUCAUCAAAUGUGGGCAUUCACCCGGAAACACCGCUUGCGGCCUCCCAGAAGACCGUGGAAAGUGGACAGAUUCGCCUCGCUAUCCCCGAUUUAUUUUGCUACAAAGAAUGACCUUCAGGACAAGCUCAAGACCUACAAGGUGAAAUCCCAAAAGAACAAAAAGGAUAAGGAGGACAACAGCCCUGCCAACCGAGACUUUGAGAACCAGAGAGUUUUGUAUCGGAUGUUUAUGAAAAGCGCCACUGCAGGAGCCCUUGGACUAAUCAAUCCACCUUGGGCUAAUGCAGUCAGAGUGAUCUCAAUAGUCGUAAACACGUGGCACAAGGAUAGACGUCGUGAACGUUAUGACAGUCCCUCUAUCAUCGAUGUCGGAUGGACAGAUGUGAUGAUGCCGCAGCAUGUGGAAUCUGGAGAAGUAACAGAAACUGUACACAUAAAGAUGAAAGGACUCGCACUGAAAAACGAGGAUCAGAAUGCGCCCUUUGAGCAUGGAACCACCAACCAGGAGGGCACGGUGGAUAUUCUUUACUCGGAGAUGCGAAGACUCUUCACACAUGACGCCACCAAUGUUCCGCUUGUAGUGCUGGUCCACGAUGAGGAGAUGGUGCGCGGAGUGCUUGCACGUUCCGGAAUUGAUGUUGGGUCAUUUACCCCUGUCGCUGCGCUGUUCCAGCGUGGUCAACCUCAGAAACUAUUACACCGAAGGUCCUCCAGAUCACCUUCCCCGCGACGCUUGAACGCUGGCCCGUCUCAUUCCUCACGUGACUAUGAACGACGCUGGAAACACGAACCCCGCGAUGAUGUCAAACCCUUUUCUGUGAAACAAGAAGGCCGAUCGUCGUCAUCCGUAUGCAUCAAAGAAGAUGGCAAGAAACUAGGACCCUCACAACAAAAUGGUACUAUUCCCCUCCCAGCUGGAUGUAUCGUGAACGUGCAGAACAUGGUCAGGACUUUGAUGCGGGUUGCUCAAACUGGCCCUAGCGUGCAGGCGACAGCGCAGCGCAUGAACAUAUCAGCAAACCCACGUCUCCCUUGUGCAGGCAAUGAAUGCCACUUGCUCUUGAACAUGUGGAUUUCAAUGAUAGAGGGACGCCCAAUUGACGAGCAAUGGAUGGACCGCCUAGCGCACCCGAUCCAGCCUCCUUCGCCAACUAUAGAUCCAGUGCAGCUCGGUACAGACGAGGACAUCGACCCGAACGACUAUAUACCUCCAUCGAUGAGAAAUGCUGGCGGAACGGCUGCCCAAGAAGACGACUGGUCCGAUGAUGAUUGGUAGAAGUGAUAUUGGACAACCCCACUAAGUUUAUCGUUGUUCUCGCUUGAGUGGUUCGCUAAUUUUGCCAUCACGAGCUAUUGAGCGUCUGAUAAUAUGAAAUGGACAACGGACCACGAUGUAUACCACACCUGUUGUGACAAUACGUUGUAGAAGCUUGUAGAAGCGUCAUCGUUGAUUACAAUGCGUUUGUGUAGGAGUAUUCGAAUUGGAGGUUUCACUACUCAGCUUCAAAUAUAUUCAAUGUUGUUGUAUCCGGAUAUUGCUAAGUACUUGAUUGCAAUCUCAAGCUAC
Suillus fuscotomentosus is the source of this 1996-nucleotide messenger RNA. RefSeq lists its product as uncharacterized. The coding region runs from base 227 to 1705 and encodes 492 amino acids. The transcript is spliced from 8 exons. The record is from RefSeq and is a predicted model, not a curated record. NCBI's taxonomy places the organism in Eukaryota, Fungi, Basidiomycota, Agaricomycetes, Boletales, Suillaceae.